CCUUCCUUGGUACCUCGUUAACUCAAGACUGAAACUGAAUUUGAUAUGAUUUGGUUCCGUGUGUGCAUUUAAUUUCUCUGCCUCUUUCGAUUUCUUCAGUGUCUCUAUUAUAAAGCCUCAAUCUUGGCUCUGUCUCUGUCUCUGUCUCUACGCGGUUCAUAUCCUAGCUUGGCCUAACAAAUCCCUCUAUUUUCGAAUUUUUGAUAACUCAGAAUGUUGUUGAUUCGUCUCUCCCGCCAAAAUCGAUCCUCUUUUACACUUCUCACCCGCCGCCUUCACAGCGCUUCCGACCAAACAGAGUCAUCCUCACGACUCCGAGACCAUUACAAUUUUCAACCACCGCCGCCGUUGUCUCCUUCCUCUGAAAAUCCUGACUUUAUCCAAAAGAAGAAGAAGCCGAAGCCGCAGUACCGCCCGCCUUCGUCACUGGAAGGUGUGAAGAAGAUGCACUCUGAUCUUCCGUUUGAUUUCCGUUUCAGUUACACAGAGAGUAGUUCAAAUGUUAGGCCAAUUGGCUUGAGAGAACCAAAGUAUUCUCCUUUCGGUCCUCAACGCUUGGACCGGGAAUGGACCGGUGUCUGUGCUCCGGCAGUUGAUCCUAAGUUAGAGUCUGUUGACGGUGUGGAGGAUCCGAAGCUGGAAGAGAAAAGAAGGAAACUUAGGGAGAAGAUCCAAGGGGCUUCACUUACUGAAGCUGAAAGGAAAUUUCUUGUGGAGCUUUGUCAGAGGAACAAAACUAAAAGACAAGUCAAUCUUGGGCGAGAUGGUUUGACUCACAAUAUGUUGAAUGAUAUAUAUAAUCAUUGGAAACAUGCUGAAGCAGUUCGUGUCAAGUGUCUUGGAGUCCCAACUCUUGAUAUGAAGAACGUUAUAUUCCACCUUGAGGACAAAACAUUUGGCCAAGUAGUGUCUAAACACUCUGGUACCCUUGUGUUAUAUAGAGGGCGAAACUACGAUCCCAAGAAAAGGCCCAAGAUCCCAUUGAUGUUGUGGAAACCUCACGAACCGGUGUACCCUAGGUUGAUUAAAACAACAAUUGAUGGCCUAAGCAUCGAAGAGACCAAAGCUAUGAGAAAGAAAGGGUUAGCAGUUCCUGCCCUGACAAAACUAGCCAAGAAUGGCUAUUACGGUAGUCUUGUUCCGAUGGUGAGAGAUGCUUUCCUCGUGAGUGAAUUGGUACGGAUUGAUUGCUUGGGACUAGAGAGAAAGGAUUACAAGAAAAUUGGAGCAAAGCUUAGGGAUUUGGUCCCUUGCAUCCUGGUGACAUUCGACAAGGAGCAGGUCGUGAUUUGGAGGGGUAAAGACUAUAAGCCACCCAAAGAUGAUGAUGAAUAUUCGUCCUUCAUUCAUCGUGAAUUUUCCAUAGACACCGAUUUAAGUUGUAGCAGAGUGGCUCGAGAUUCUCCAGACGAGACAACCAGAACUUAAGAUGAUUUAGUACUCUUGAUCCCAGUUGUAUAGUACUAUAGUUGUAUUGUGAGAGUAUUUUGUGGUACUUUCUUUGAUAUAAUUAAUCCAAGUAGCAUACGCACUGUACUUACUUGUCUCGCUAAGGAACACUAGAUAGGUUGAAGAAAAUACUUGUCUCGCUAAGGAACACUGUACUUUCUGGUCAAGCUUUGGAGUCUUUUUUACUGCAUCAGGUCUCUGUUUAAACAAACACUAACAUGUAAGUUUGUGUGAAGGAUUUGGUCCCUUGCAUCCUGGUGACAUUCGACAAGGAGCAGGUCGUGAUUUGGAGGGGUAAAGACUAUAAGCCACCCAAAGAUGAUGAUGAAUAUUCGUCCUUCAUUCAUCGUGAAUUUUCCAUAGACACCGAUUUAAGUUGUAGCAGAGUGGCUCGAGAUUCUCCAGACGAGACAACCAGAACUUAAGAUGAUUUAGUACUCUUGAUCCCAGUUGUAUAGUACUAUAGUUGUAUUGUGAGAGUAUUUUGUGGUACUUUCUUUGAUAUAAUUAAUCCAAGUAGCAUACGCACUGUACUUACUUGUCUCGCUAAGGAACACUAGAUAGGUUGAAGAAAAUACUUGUCUCGCUAAGGAACACUGUACUUUCUGGUCAAGCUUUGGAGUCUUUUUUA
Camelina sativa (false flax) is the source of this 2080-nucleotide messenger RNA. Its product is annotated as CRS2-associated factor 1, mitochondrial. Gene Ontology annotation, biological process: Group II intron splicing. Gene Ontology annotation, molecular function: RNA binding. The record is from RefSeq and is a predicted model, not a curated record. Lineage: Eukaryota; Viridiplantae; Streptophyta; Magnoliopsida; Brassicales; Brassicaceae.